CACCCUCAAGAGACGGUCGUCCUCUUCUGAAAAAAAAAGAAGACGGUCGUCCGGUCAGGGCCACGGGCGUCAGCGCACUCCGGCGUCCCUCUCUGCCGGCGGCCGGCGGCGCCGCAUCCCGGCAGCCCCCAUAAGCAAGUAGUACAAGACUCGCCUCUGAGCUGAACCAAUCCCCAGAAAUGGCGACCAAGCGGCCGGGCCGGCACGGGCGCCGGCCGACGCUCCACUUAGGGCGGGCCUCUCCUCUGCUCCGCAGGGAGGACCAAGGCCAGCAGGAAACCUCUGUCCCUCCGGUAAGUAGGAAUCUUUUACCCAGAACACAAUGCCACAGAAGUGAGGUGUUCGCUGUUCUAGCUGCUGCUACAGAUCUAUUGGGCUCCAGUUCAGUUACUAGCACUUGCCUCCCUCACCAUUUUGUUAUUUCUAUACAGAAAUUACUCACCAAUUCACCAAGGAAAAUUCGCUAGAUUUUUGUUGUGCUCCAUCCUGGACUCUAAGAAAGCAAUUACAGCCACAUUACAAGUUAACUGUUCAACUGUAUACUGUGAUCUUAAAACAUUUUGGGAGUACUGCCACACGCUUCGUCGGUGAUGACGCUUGGAGACUGACCUCUGCUGUUGUACCGACAUUCUAGAAUGCAACUUUAACCGAAGUUGUUCAAUUAAUGAGCAGCAAGAUCGUCCAUUGAGCGGACAAGCCUUGUAACCUUUUAUCUUUAUAUCCUGCAAAUAAUUAUUAUUUUCUGUCUUUUGCAAAAGCAAAAGAUAAUCAUCUCUAGAAAAGAGAAAAAUGAAAGUAAAAGAUUACAGAACUCUACCUCCUGGAGUAAUCCAGUAUCAGGGAUUCUCUUCUGUCCUGUUCAAUUUAACAACUUACACUCAGAGUGAUUGUCUUACACUCUUUCAGCGUCAGGCAUGUUUUCUUAUUGUGGCCCCAGCUCAGCCUCUAAGAAAGCAAUUGUUUACAUCGUAAGCUACUCCCUCCGUCCCAUAAUAUAAGAGCGUUUUUGACACUAUGUGUAGUGUCAAAAAUGCUCUUAUAUUAUGGGACGGAGGGAGUAGAUGUUUUAAAAUAUAUGGUAAACCUUAAAGGAAGGAAAUUCAGGUGCGUCUGUUUCUUUGUUCCACUUUGCUGAUGUAUUGUAGUACUAAUUUCUAUCUCGGAGGAUAAAAUGGGUUUUGCUGUAUGUACUAAAUCUGGUCAGAUGGUUUAGAACAAGGAUAUAUGUAGAUGGUGUGCAUCAAGAGUCGGUAACAGGCUCGCAUGUUCGAGUACGAGGGUCACCAUUUUUAGUUGCAGGUAGUUUGCAUACAAUGUUUCGAGAAGUGUGUGAAGCAUUUUCUGAUUUAUACAGGAAAAUGUUAAGCAAGUUAGCCUCACACCACCUCCAUAGAGAAAGAGAGUAGGAACUCUUGUGAUUAGGACUCGUAUAGGAAUCCAUGUAGCACAUGUCUCCAAUCAUCCAAAUUGGAAAUGCAAGUAAAACCCAAAUUCAGAUGCUCUACUAGAGAGUUUCUUCAAUUGGGAUGUCUUGAAAGACACAAAAGUUGUUCAACUAGCAGGAAAAUCCAAUAGUGAACACUGACCAGACAGUCUAACAAUCUUUGAUCUUUAUCUUUUUAUCUUGCAGCUAGCUAGACACAAGCAAAGGGUUGAUUUCUGUCUUUAGCAAAGCAUAAGGCAAUCGUCCUGUUUUUCUCUGCACUUUUUUCUUUCCGAUAUUUCUGUAAACAGGUUGCUUAUGUUGUAACUUGAGAAUAUGAUACUUCUUACUAUAUGUGAUAGAUACAGUCAUCAGAAUGUAUAAAAAUUGCAUGCUGAUGUUUAGUACAUUCAGAGUGGCUUCACAAUUCUAGAUAGUGUCGAUAUUAUAUGGAGGUACUUUGCUUAAAGUUUCUAGUAGUGUAUGAAGCAUUUUCUGAUUUGUGUAGGUAAGUUAACUAGUUAAGUAAGCAUGUCAGCCUCUCACAUUACCUCCAAACAGAGAGCUGUUAUCACUGUCAAUAGGACUUGAAUAGGAACCUGUGUAGCACAUGAAAGUUAUAAAUAGGAUUAGAGAUAUGAGUCAAAUCCCUGAAUCUAACUUGCAUCACAUUAUUUUUCCUUAUAAUUAUAUAGGAAUCCUACCUUACUGGAAUUGCAAUGCCAGCUACAAGCAUACAAUUUGUUUCUGUCUUUAGUGAAAGCAAAAGAUAAUCCUCACAAGAAACAGCAAAAAAGUAAAGCAAAAGGUAAGGAAUAGUACUUCUUGCUUUUAUUCUGUCUAAGGUAUUUGUGCAUACACAGAAGCACGAGGCACCCUAAAUGUUUUAUUGCAGCAUGUAGCAUGUCCUCUAUUCCGCUCUCCGGUCUAUCUAGCCAGCUUCUUGUGGUGUCUAAAUGAUCUAUUUGGCUUCUUGUAGCUGCGUAUCUCUACAUAGUAUCAAUUAUUUCUUCACCAAGGAAAUAAUCCACUACUUCUCAAGGAAUUCAGACGGAUACUUGCAGUGAGAAUACUGGUCGAGGAUAACCUGGAAAUAGAAUUAAUCUAGAGACUAGAGAUUCCAGCAUCUUGCGGUCUUGCCAAUUCAUCAUGCGUACGGAGGUUAUCAAGGCAGACACCAUUGAUGCGGCUGUUGAAGGAAUUCUCAAUGAACUCAAGGAUACUGGUAGAAGAGAAAAUUUCAUCUACUUUGAUGGCUGGGACGGGCUUGGGGCAUCUACGGUGCUGCAAGUUGUAGCCCAACAUCUGGCAUCAAACAAGAAGACAAGACCUCCAGGACUGUUGUUUGAGCAUGUCAUCCACAUUGACUGUUCAAAGUGGGAGAGCACAAGAGCAGUGCAGAGGGAAAUCUCUAUGCAGCUGAAGCUUCCCAGUCAAGUGAUUGAGAUGUUUAACAAGCAAGAUGAGGAGGAUGAUUUCAGUGGAAUUACUGAUCAAGGCUCUCGCACGAAAAUACCAGAGGUUGCGGCAGAGAUCGAGAGGAGCAUACAGGGCCGCAGGUUUCUGCUGGUUCUUCAGAAUGGAGGGGAUGAGGAGGUUAACAUAGCUAACCUUGGUCUUUACAUAUACGGGUACUUGAGUAGCAAGGUGGUAUGGACCUUCCAAGGGAGGUUCCGGAUCGACUCCAAGAUGAGAGAAAAGGUCAUGAAGAAGAACACAACAGAUGUUCUUCUCUCAGCUUCAUGCUCUGAGCGAGAUACACAAGAGUUGUGGUCAUAUCUACUUCGUGAAGAGGCUAUACAAGUUGUUUGCAAGUAUGGCAUUGACCCUGCAAUAGCUGUUAAAUGCUUCUUGUAUAUGUUCACACUAAAUUGCAUCCGCGGCCAUCAUGUCGAAACUGAGUUUGAUUUGGCUAUACAUACUUGCAACUAUUGGAUGUGUGAUGGGAUCAUACAGAAAGUCACGGACAUCAAUGAAGCGUGGCAAGUCAUAGAUUUGGGCUUGAAGGUGCUCGAGCUUCUCGUGAAGCUUUAA
This is a messenger RNA of Triticum urartu, 3457 nucleotides long. NCBI's taxonomy places the organism in Eukaryota, Viridiplantae, Streptophyta, Magnoliopsida, Poales, Poaceae. The record is from RefSeq and is a predicted model, not a curated record.